Centropristis striata (black sea bass) is the source of this 4770-nucleotide messenger RNA. RefSeq names its product HEAT repeat containing 6 (gene heatr6). The transcript is spliced from 20 exons. Lineage: Eukaryota; Metazoa; Chordata; Actinopteri; Perciformes; Serranidae. The record is from RefSeq and is a predicted model, not a curated record. The coding region runs from base 28 to 3663 and encodes 1211 amino acids.
AAGGUAAGUGCUUCCGUCAUCAAAAAUAUGGCGGCUCAUACAUCCAUGCCACCGGCCGUUAUGAGUCGUAGUGAUGCCCCUGUGUUCCCUCCGGUGGCUCUGUCCGCGGAUGCUACCCCGUUCACUCCGCUUGGCACGGACAAUUGGCGGCUCGGCUCGCCGUCGGACGUCGAGAAGCAGUUUUCACGCUGCGCCGCGAAGCUCCGAGCCCUGCGAGCAGACUCAGCCCAGCUGAGAGAGGAGCUCAACCUGCUGUUUGACCAGCUCCUGUCCGAGAACUACAACAAAACCUUUGACCCAAACGUCAACAUCCGACCGCAGGAUGUGUGCACUCUGCUGAAACAUGUCAGCUCUCUUGUGCCGCUGAGUCAAGAACAUUUGGUCAUCAAACUCUGCCAGCUAAUACAUCAUCUGCUCAAUCAGCUGAAGGUAAUAAUGGACGAGCAGACGCUGGAUGUGUUAGUGAAUUAUACUGUCAGUGCGCUGAAACAGUGCAGUACAUGGACACACUCAGAUGUCCUCCUUGCACUCUCCACAAUAGUGUAUGGGAACGGACCUCAGUGCCACCAGCACCUCAGCGAAAUGCUCAGUGAAGAUGGAAUCCUCCUGCUUUACAGUUCACCAUCUCAGCCAAAUAUGGAGUUGCGCCGGGUUGCCAUCACCUGCAUGGCCAACAUCUGUCUCAGGAUCCCUGGUCAGCCAGCUUUGGAUGAUCAAUACAGAAGUGUAUCUUUCGGAGUCUUUGUGAAAACACUGCAGUCACCAAAGCCUCCCAACACUGAUGAGCUCUUCUACUGCAUGGUGAUCCAGGCAGCACUGAAGGGGCUACAGUGUUGUCUGUCAGGUGGAAAAUGGAAGUUUGGUGGAGGAGAGGAGCUUGGGUCUGUACUGGCAGCACUCAAGAGACUCAUGUUCCAGGGGGCUCCAGGUGUGAAUGUCAAGUGGCCAACUGUGCUUUACCCAGCACCUCUUCCCCAGUAUGAGGGUCUCCCUGCAUCAAAACCCGCUGAACCACCAAAACCCUCCGAACCACCGAAGGAUGCCACAUUGCCGGGCAAAACCUCAGGGAAUAAAAAGAGGAAAUCCAGAGGAAAGGGGAAGAAGACGAGCACUGAGGAGAGCAGGGAGGCUGAUGGAGAGGAAGAUGAUCAAGAGCCAGUGCCUGCACUUCAGAAAGGAGGGGAAAGAGAGGCAGGAAGAGGUGACAGAGAGUCCGCGUCUAAACCCUCUGGCCCGUCUUUCUACCCAUCCUGGAAAAAAGUCAGUUCUGACUCAGAGUUUUCCGAUCCAGAAGGCAGCGCACAGAGCAAAUUAAGGCUUAACCACGGUCGUGUGCGUCAGGCAGCUCUGCACUCUCUGCUCUCUGUGGUGAAAGGUGUAGAGAAGAGGACUCUGUAUGGGUACUGGUCCUCUUUCAUCCCCGACUCUCCUACUGGGGGGCCACCACCUCUCACUCUGCUCACAAUUAUCCUGAAAGACCCAUCCCCAAAGGUGCGUGCAUGUGCACUUCAGGUGCUGUCAGCCAUGCUGGAUGGCUCCCGUCAGUUCCUGGCUGUGGCUGAAGAUACGGCGUCUCCUCGUACAUCUUACACUCCAUUCUCCUUCUCGCUGGCCACUGCCAUCAGAGAACUGCACCACGCUCUCAGUCUGGCUCUGCUGGCUGAGACCUCCCCCCAGACACUCACACAGGUCAUAAAGUGUCUGGCCUACCUGGUGGCGAAUGCUCCCUACCACCGCCUCAGACCGGGUCUACUCAGCCCGCUCUGGAAGCAGAUGCGUCCUUAUGUGCGACACAGAGAUGUGAAUGUUCGUGUGUCAGUCCUGACGCUCUAUGGGGCUCUGGUGACAACUCAGGCUCCUCUCCCUGAGGUGCAGCUCCUCCUCAGACAGCCGGACAGCAGCGGCACUGGCUCAUUCACGCCGCAGGACUCGGCACUCAGCUGGAGACAAAGAGACGGUGUCUCCUCGCCCUCUCGCACACCAGUCAAAUCCUCCCUGCGGAGCUCACGCACACAUUCCCCCCAAGUCCCUCGAACACCGGGGGAGGAGGAGAGCUCCCCACCGUGGCUGCUGCAGCUGUGUGUGUCGCUGGUGACUCAGCCCCGAGAGGACCAAUCAGACAGCGAGGGAGCAGGAACAGGAGGGGGUGCUGCUUUAGAGCCCUCCCCUGUCCGACUAGAAGCUCUACAGGUCAUGUCCCAUCUGGUGCGAGGCUACUUCUCUCUUGCCCAAGCAUCUCUGUGUGAGAUUGGGAAGGUGAGCGAUCGCUGCCUUGGGGAGACAGACCCCUCCAUACAACUGCACGGAGCAAAGUUACUAGAGGAGUUGGGGACAGGAAUAAUCCAGCAGUACAGAGCAGAAAACAACGUGCCUGAGAGAUUGAGGGUCCCUGUAAGCCAAGUGGUGCAGUUUUGGUCGGACGUUUUAAGCGGUCCGCUGAACGGAGCGCUGCAGAAUGAACAACAUCCCACGCUGCAGACGAGCGCCUGUGACGCGCUGCCCUCCAUCCUGCCACAGGCCUUCUCACAGCUGCCUGAAAAGACCCAGCUGAUGUGCAUCACAGUGCUGCUGGGGCUGAGCUACAGUGAAAACUAUCUGGUGAAGACCGCAGCCGUCAGGGCUUUGGGAAUCUACAUACUGUUCCCCUGCCUGAGGGAGGAUGUGAUGUUCGUGGCAGACACAGCCAACACUAUCCUCGCUGCCCUCGAAGAUCGAUCUCCAAAUGUCCGUGCCAAAGCUGCCUGGUCCUUAGGCAACCUCACAGACACACUUAUUGUUAAUAUGGAGAGUGUAGGUGUGGACUUCCAAGAAGAGUUAUCAGACAUGCUGCAGCUCAAGAUGUUGCUUGCAGCCACCCGAGCAUCAGCUGACAAAGACAGGGUGAAAUCUAACGCAGUGCGAGCACUUGGGAAUCUGGUUCAUUUCCUGCGUCCGAGUCAGCUGACCCGAUCUGCUUUCCAACGCCCGAUUGAAGAUGCAGUCCGUGCGCUGGUUAAAACUGUCCAAUCAGAGGCCACUAUGAAGGUCAGGUGGAAUGCCUGCUACGCUUUGGGAAAUGCUUUUAGAAACCCAGCCCUGCCGCUAGAUUCAGCCCCGUGGUCUUCUGAUGCCUUCUCUUCCCUCUGUCAUGUUGUCACUUCCUGUAAGAACUUCAAGGUGCGGAUCAAAUCUGCCGCUGCCCUGGCAGUUCCUGCCAAACGCAGCUGCUACGGGGACACAGAGCGGUUCAGCAGUGUGUGGCAUGCCCUGGCCACGGCGCUGGAGAAGAGUGAAGACACCAACGACUUCUUAGAGUACCGCUACAGCGCCAGCCUGCGACACACGCUCUCACAGGCUCUCCUUCAUCUGCUCAGCGUCAGCCAGUUACAGGACAUGCCCGCUCUCGGGUCAUUGCUGGCCGGGGAGGAGGGGAGGGGAAUCAAAGAGCAUUUGAUCAAAUAUCUUAGAGCGGAGGAAGGAGGAGGAGGAGAGGGGCCAGAGGGAGAGAAAGAUGUGGCGGGGGACAGUUUUACCCCUCAGCAGAGAGUUGGAGGUCUGCAGCAGACCCUGAUCAGACUGAAGGAGUUGGAGGCUGAAGGGGAGCGACGGGGAGAGGAGGACAGAGGUAAAGAGAUGGUAGUUCAUUUCCUGGAGGAUUUGCUACAGACCUGUGAGGAGUUGUAAAAAGUCUUAUUUUUAUUAUUUAACUCUUAAGUAUGAGAGAUCACAAAUCUCUCAGGUUGGACAAUCAGAGCAGACAAAACCCAGGAUGUAUAAAGAAUGGACGACACAUCAUCACUUCAUCCCAACUGUACAAAAGUAAAACGAAAACAUUCCUGAGAGGGGAGCCACCAUAUUGUGCUUGUGACAUCAUUUGGAGUCAGAGUCUUCGCAGUCGUGAGUGUCGACUUCCCAUUCAGAACCCCUGCCUGACCCGAUCCCAGCACAGUGUGAGCUGUCAGUCGUGAUGUCACACCCUGUUUCAUAGCAUCAAAUAACUAAUUAAAGCCAAAUUUAUCAGAAAAAUGAAGACUUGAAUCUUAAGUUUCCAGUUUGGCUCAUGGGGAGAAAUAUCCAAACACAAACUAACUGCUGACUGAAGGCAAAGAUUUCAUUUUACACUUCAUUUUACAGAUUACACUUUGUCAUAAUGGGAUUUUGGGACAUUACGAUGAACCAUAAAACUGUUUGUUUUCCUUAUGUACAUUUCAAGAAUCAGAAAUUUGCAGUGGCUUUUAUAUCCUUUUAUUUAUCUCAUUGCACUUGCACUCUUUUAUGUGUUAACAUCUUUUACAUGUAGUGUACAUGUAGUCAAAUUAUGAUAAAUAUCGUUAUAAUUUAUCCUUAUCAACUUAAUUGGAAUCGUAUUAUGAUGUAUAUGUUGUGUUAUUUAACAUUUUUUGUUUUUGAGUAAAUUUAGGUGAUGAAGCUGAUUAUAGAUUACAUAUGUGAAGAGUUUGGCUGAUUUAAUGCCGGUUGACAUCAGUUUGAUUGUCAUUUUUUUUACAUAUUGAAAUAUUUCUGUUUUAUGAUAUCUGAAAAACCUAAAUAUGCUUAAAUGAAUUUACAAUGUUACAUAAUUAUUUCAGAUUUAAUUAAUUAAUAGCCAUUAUAAUCAUCAUAAAGUACACUACAUUGUCUCUGUGAAGCAACUGACCUGACUAACAAACUGUUAGUGCAGCACGUUAGAUGGUCAAAACAAUAAACAGUGAUUUUCUGGUUUCAGAGUGAACUUUCAUUUUUUUGCUCUGUCCUGCAACAUUUUUCACUAUAAAUAAAACAAAAAAGAUA